AUGUCUAGAAUAGCAGAUUCUUUGGCAAGAAUUGCGAUCCCGUUGGGUCUCGUUGUCUCCGGUCUCCAAUACUCAAUCUACGAUGUGAAAGGAGGUUCCAGAGCAGUUAUUUUCGACAGAUUGAGCGGUGUUCAACAACAAGUUGUAGGAGAAGGAACUCACUUUUUGAUUCCAUGGCUCCAAAAGGCAGUGGUGUACGAUGUGAGAACCAAACCUAAAAACAUUGCCACCAAUACUGGUACUAAAGAUUUGCAAAUGGUGUCUCUGACGUUGCGUGUGUUGCACAGACCGGAUGUGAUGAAGUUGCCCUUCAUUUAUCAGAAUUUAGGUCUGGACUACGAUGAAAGAGUACUUCCAUCCAUUGGUAACGAAGUUUUAAAGGCUAUUGUUGCCCAAUUUGAUGCUGCAGAACUGAUCACGCAAAGAGAAACAGUUUCGCAGCGAAUUCGUCAAGAACUGUCUUUGAGAGCCAACGAAUUCAACAUUAGGCUGGAAGAUGUGUCUAUAACGCAUAUGACGUUUGGACGUGAUUUCACCAAAGCCGUAGAGUUGAAACAGAUUGCUCAACAGGACGCAGAAAGGGCGCGUUUUGUCGUGGAGUUGGCAGAACAACAGAGACAGGCUUCUGUUAUUCGUGCUGAAGGUGAAGCUGAAUCUGCAGAUUAUAUCUCUAAAGCGCUGGCAAAAGCAGGUGAUGGUCUACUGUUGAUCAGAAGAAUUGAAGCGUCCAAGGAAAUUGCGAAGACGUUGGCCAGUUCUUCGAAUGUGACAUAUCUGCCCGGUAGCAAUCAUGGCGGCAGUGAAGCUCAGAGUCCAAACUCUUUGCUGUUGAAUUUGGGCCGUUAG
Molecule: messenger RNA, 846 nt
Organism: Lachancea lanzarotensis
Lineage: Eukaryota; Fungi; Ascomycota; Saccharomycetes; Saccharomycetales; Saccharomycetaceae
Gene: PHB1
Product: LALA0S01e07778g1_1
Exons: 1
Coding region: 1-846 (281 amino acids)
Biological process (GO): mitochondrion organization
Cellular component (GO): mitochondrion; membrane
Source: RefSeq, a predicted model, not a curated record